CUUUGACCACUUGCCCAUAGCACUCUUAGUAGGACGCGAUCUUCUCUUCCUCUUCUUCCAUCAUCAUCAACGCCUAGAGGCAGGUCCCUCCCCAUUUCCUAUACCACCUCACCACCUGGCGUCGCUGGACGUGCCAAUCACAUUCCUUCCAUCCCAGGCUGUUCUUGGGCCACUGCACCGGUCUCGACGACCAGACAGACGGGCAGGCAGAUAGAUAGCCUCGUGAACCGCCGCGACACCACCAGCCAUCGACUUUACAGAGUUUCUUCCAACAUGCAGAUCACCGGCCUGAUCGCUUCAGCCUUGCUGCUUCUAGUAGAAGCUGACACCAUCCUCGCCAAAGCAGUCAUCCACCUUUCUGAUUUUCACACGCGGAGAGACUUGGAGCAGGACAUGAAGAGGGGGGCCUCCAGUAUGCUUCGCAGAGCGCCGCAAGAACAAGAUCAAUCGGACAACAGUCUUCUCGGCGUCACGUCCUCACCUUCAGAGCUGAAUGAGACGAUAGCAAAGGCGUGUAUAGAUGCUUUGGAGCCGUUGACCGGCGUGGAAAACGAUGGCGGGCUCACAUCGUGCUUCAACAUUCUCCAGUUCGACGAGGACGCGCACACCUUCGAAGCCGACCUCCGACUCUACCAGGCCUUUGAACCUCGCGGAUCAUUUGCCAACAUCAGCGUCAACGAUAUUAUGAUCAGCCUGCAGUUUCCCAGCAAGACCAUGUUUCAGUCCCUGACCAAAAAGAAACGAGACCUGGAAUCACGACAAUCCAAUGUUGGGAUGCUCGAGAUUCAACAAUAUACCUUGUUUGGGUUCCUGGCCGAAGACUUGGACCUCAAAAAGCUCAACGACACCCAGAUCAUGUCAUUGAUGUUACCCGACAUCAAGCUCAACACGGCUGAAUCCCAGCGGGCCGUCUCUGCCAAUAUCACCGCCGGUGACGGCGCUUGGUUCGUCAUCGGCGAGUUUAGCCGUGAUUUCAAUCCGUCUCUGGUGACGGCAGCAGCAGCCGCUGAUGCCAUCUCCAUCGCUGUUCCAUACAAAUUGCCUGGAGUGACACUCGGCAUUUUUCCCACGGGCUUGAUCAUCACUGGCGCAUGGACAUUUAUUUUCUUCCUGGCGUACGGCUUUGGCACAUUGGGCCGUAUCAAAUAUAGAGAUGCUUAUAGAAAAAGAAUGGCGGCUUCAAUGGGCCGAACAGGCGCGAAACUAUGAUGGUUGAAUCCUCGUCUCAGCUUACAAAACAUGUCACGGGGGAGACCAAUAGGGAAAUCAACCAGUGGAAAUGACCAGCAAAUCUGGAUGCAAUGCUCAGGCAAGCGUGGUGUUGGAUGUCGUUCAUGAUGGUGUUUGUUGGUGCAAUUGAUUUGUAUUAUCUUGACCAAGACCCUUGCCCUGGAUACCCUCGUUCAUUCUGUCUACAUAUCUCUUUGGUCUCCACCCGGGUGACCCAAGUCUUUGGAAGCAUCGCGAUGGAAUUUUUGUACAAUAUCCUUACAGCGGCAUUGGAUCACCGGAGAGUGGAGUGGAAUCAAUGAGUAGCCGGUGCAACAAAUCAAGGGAAAUUGAUGUGAUUUUGAUAUGAAAGGUAUAUGGAUGUGUAACAC
Molecule: messenger RNA, 1601 nt
Organism: Exophiala mesophila
Lineage: Eukaryota; Fungi; Ascomycota; Eurotiomycetes; Chaetothyriales; Herpotrichiellaceae
Exons: 1
Coding region: 274-1209 (311 amino acids)
Source: RefSeq, a predicted model, not a curated record